AUGGGUGUCCAACUCCCAGAAGGGGAAGGCAACAUUCACCCCAAUUCAGGAAACUGCCCACCGAGGCAAGCUGACAACCCUUCCACAGUCACUAUGGACAAUCACCCUACACCACUCAAAAUCCCUGAAUACAAAGCCAUGCUUCCAUAUCCUCAUAAACUCCAUAAGGCAGAAAAGGAUGAGCAAUUUGCCAGGUUUCGGGAUAUCCUCAGGACACUUGAAAUCAAAAUCCUAUUUGCCGAGACUCUUGAACAAAUACCUUCCUACACCAAGUUCAUGAAGGACAUCAUGAGCCACAAAAGGGAUUGGAAAGAAGCAGAGAUAGUUUUUCUCAUCAAAGAAUGUAGUGCAGUCAUCCAAAAGAACCUACCAGAGAAACUACAGGACCCUGGGAGUUUUAUGAUACCAUGCAUCCUUGAAAACACUUGCAUAAGGACAGCCCUAUGUAAUCUUAGAGCAAGUAUUAACCUCAUGCCAUUGUCAUUAAUGAACAAGCUCCAGAUCCAAAAACCCAAACCUACCCGCAUCUGCCUUCAGCUUGCUGAUGGCUCCAUCAAGAUCCCAUCAGGGGUGGUUGAGGAUCUGAUUGUCAAGGUUGGACCCUUUGCAUUUUCCAUGAACUUUGUGACCUUAGAUAUGGAAGAGAACAGGAAUGCUUCCAUCAUAUAA
Arachis ipaensis is the source of this 669-nucleotide messenger RNA. RefSeq lists its product as uncharacterized. The record is from RefSeq and is a predicted model, not a curated record. NCBI's taxonomy places the organism in Eukaryota, Viridiplantae, Streptophyta, Magnoliopsida, Fabales, Fabaceae.